Messenger RNA from Ambispora leptoticha, 136 nucleotides. The record is from the annotation of a GenBank genome assembly. NCBI's taxonomy places the organism in Eukaryota, Fungi, Glomeromycota, Glomeromycetes, Archaeosporales, Ambisporaceae.
UUUAGAAAGUGGUGCAACGGAAAAAAAUUUUCUUCAUAAUUUUGAAAAUAAUUUGGCUGGGAAUUUAGGAAAAUAUAAUUUAGAAAACAAGACUGAGGAGCAGUUAACCACCGAACACAAAGAAGCAGUGGAUUCA